AUUCUGUGAUGCCAGCCUGAGAACAGAGCUCUGCUCAGCCCAGAGCUGCCCGACRGUGGGACCCGACUCCCUGGAAUUGUUAAUUCAUCAGCAGUGGAUCGAGCCCCCGUGUGGGGAAUGGGACAUCUCAGGUUGCUCUGGCACGGAUUCUCAGAGGAAUAAACGGGAGAAUCUCCUGAGAGCCAAAGCCUUACACGGAUCUUAAAAUCAAAUCAGGUUUUCCACAAGGUGUUUGGUGUCCGCUGAGGCUGGAAGAUCCCCAGUUAAACAUCAGCUCAUGCAUGGCCCAUGGGAGCAGCCGGGGACCUCAGAGCUUGGAACAGGGCAGGUACCAUCCCUACACAACGAAGCCACAGGGGGCCCAAACAAAACACUCAGGACACAAGCCCAGGAACUCCAACCCAUGCUUUGAUUUAGCAAACUGCUUCAAGCUGUCCUCCACCUUCAGUGCCAGGUCAGCCCAGCAUGGCCACCCAGAUGUUCGAGGGCAGAGGGCAUGCGGCUAUCUACCAGAAAUACAGGUUUGCACCGGGCAAAGAGCUGCAGCAGACCAUCCUCUCCUACCUGCGGGAAAAAAAGGCAAUCCCUGCAGAGCUGGCCGUGGAUGUUGGCUGUGGGUCUGGACAAGGCACGCACUUCCUUGGGGAGCACUUCAAGAAGGUGGUGGGGACGGACAUCAGUGAAGCRCAGAUCCAGGAGGCCAAGGACACCCCCUGCAUGCCCAACAUCUCCUACCUCGUGUGCCCUGCAGAGGAGCUGCCGUUCCAGRAUGCCUCCGUGGACGUCCUCACCUCGUUCACAGCCGCGCACUGGUUUGACUUUGAGAAGUUCAUGAAGGAAGUCGAGCGGGUGCUGAAGCCGGGCGGCUGCGUGGCCAUCAGCACCUACACUGUGGACAUGAGCCUGCGCUACGGAGACUGCUCCGAAAAGCUCACCAAAAUCUUCAGGGAGUGCUGGGACACAAUUUUAAAAUACUCACAUAAUAGAUUAAAAUAUGUAUUGGAAAACUACAAAGAGAUCUUCGARGCCUUGCCAUUCCCAGACAAGAAGAGAAUCACUGAUAUCUAUGACCAAAUUCCCAUGACURUUGAGGGUGUAGUUGGUUACAUGGAGUCUGCCUCUCCAUAUCAAACCUUUCUGAAGAAUGACCCUAAAACUGCCAGAACCCUCCUCCAAGAGACUGAAAAGAGGAUGCUGGAGACAAUGGGAGUUUCUUCUCGUGAGACCCCAGUGGAGUUCUGGGUGAGGCAYGUCUGUGUGCUGGGCUGCAAGGGACGCUGAGAGAGCAAACCCUUCUGAUCUGGUGCUGCAAUGGCAGGAGAAAGUGGGUUAUCUCCUGAAACUCUGCUUGUAACUGCUCUUACUCCUUGGGAAGAUUGGUGCYGAUUUCUGUGAUUGAAAUUUUGGUCUCCUGUGGAAAGCAGAUGGGGUUUGAUGCCCCUUGGGCUCCUGUGCACCUUGGUCCUGCAGUCUGCCCAGUGCUGCUCCUCGGCACUGGAAGGGUCCCGUUUUGGACUGCUGGUGGUUGGAUAACAUGGGAAGAGAAUCACAGUAAUCGCUGAGAAACUCAUUGCAUUUCUUACMCAAUAAAAAUUAAAAAUCAAGCU
Malurus melanocephalus (red-backed fairy wren) is the source of this 1607-nucleotide messenger RNA. Its product is annotated as putative methyltransferase DDB_G0268948. NCBI's taxonomy places the organism in Eukaryota, Metazoa, Chordata, Aves, Passeriformes, Maluridae. The coding region runs from base 466 to 1281 and encodes 271 amino acids. The transcript is spliced from 11 exons. The record is from RefSeq and is a predicted model, not a curated record. Gene Ontology annotation, molecular function: S-adenosylmethionine-dependent methyltransferase activity.